Messenger RNA from Quercus robur (English oak), 644 nucleotides. RefSeq lists its product as uncharacterized. NCBI's taxonomy places the organism in Eukaryota, Viridiplantae, Streptophyta, Magnoliopsida, Fagales, Fagaceae. Gene Ontology annotation, molecular function: DNA binding. The coding region runs from base 306 to 608 and encodes 100 amino acids. Gene Ontology annotation, biological process: regulation of transcription by RNA polymerase II. The transcript is spliced from 2 exons. The record is from RefSeq and is a predicted model, not a curated record.
UAAUUCAUUUGAGAGAGAGAUAUUUAUUUUUAUUUUGUUAUUCGAUGAUGAUAAUUCGCCUCUUCCCUCUUUCUCAGUUUUCUCUUCCUUCCUUGACUUUUACGUAUUUAAGUUUUGUUAAAAAGGUAAAAGAAUAAAUUACACAAAUCGACAAAUCGUAUUCUUUUGUUGUUUUUUGAGGCUCUCUUUUUUGUUGUUGUUGUUGGUUUUGGAUCCUUAGGGAUUUCUAGGGUUUUGAAAAGCGCUAUGGGCUGGUUGGUUGUGAUCGAUCUCGAUUUUCUCGAUCGUUGUUGUGUUCAUCAUCAAUGGAGGCCGCUUCAGAAGAAGAGAACCAGAACCAGAACAAUGAAGAAAACAACAACAACAACAAUAACAACAACGGCAAUAGUAACGGGAAAAUCAACAACAACAACAAUUCCAGUGAAGGACAGAGCAAGCCGAAGCGUCAGAUGAAGACUCCGUUUCAACUCGAAACUCUCGAGAAAGCUUAUUCGAUGGAGACUUAUCCAUCGGAGGCGACGAGGGCCGACUUGGGUUGUGGCUGUGGGUUGAUUUUCUUGGCCUGGGUUGUUGUGGGUUUUAUUUUGGUGGUUGUGGGUUGGCUUUGAGAUUGGAAUUUUUGGCUUUGAUUAGUUUUUUUUUUU